GUCUUAAUAUUUAAAAACACUCCCUGCGGUUUAAAGUGAAGGUAUAUACACAGUGAACACACACUAGAAGGUAUCGUUGUUGAUACAAUUGCUGCCCAUGUUACAACACUUGUCUGGUUGAGUCGUCAAAAGACACAUGGGUUGUGUUACCGGAUACAGCUGCUUAAUACUCGGACUAUGUCUAACACACAUUGUCCUGGCGCAGAAAAAUAACACAUCUGUUGGCGUAGGUGUAGAAGCCAGCAAUGAUGAUCGGGUUAAUGGAACUGUGGGCAUGUCAAAGGACUUAGGUAAUGGGGUCAGUCUAAACGCCGGAGGCAGUUUGGUUUCAAGUGGAAAUCGGGAAGUCAAAGCAGGAAUAUCAUGGAGUUGGCGGAGUUCCUCUAAGGACUCUCAGGACCGAUUCAACGUGACGCUUAAAAGUGAUCCUUGUAAAUUCGACUCCUAUGAUCAAGACGCAAAUGGAAGGAUUUCAAAGAAAGAGAUGUUGUCAAUAUUUCGAAAUAGUUUUGCGGCUGCUAUGUUGUUUGAUGUUUUGGACGUAGGAACCGUCGAUGGUACGAUUACCAAGCAGGAGUUUGCUAAUUUAGCUGCGGUUGUCAUCAAGUACUGCGUCCGGAGCUGCCUGUAACAGAGAGGAAUGGACGAUAUAUUGGGACAAUUGUUAUUUAACAUUAUUAUGUUUUAAUUGAAAUGUGUUUUUAUACAACGACAAAGAUGUUUUGAUGAUCAAUGUAUGAAGCAAAGUUUAAAAAGCGUC
Mya arenaria is the source of this 760-nucleotide messenger RNA. RefSeq lists its product as uncharacterized. The record is from RefSeq and is a predicted model, not a curated record. The coding region runs from base 137 to 631 and encodes 164 amino acids. NCBI's taxonomy places the organism in Eukaryota, Metazoa, Mollusca, Bivalvia, Myida, Myidae. Gene Ontology annotation, molecular function: calcium ion binding. The transcript is spliced from 5 exons.